This is a messenger RNA of Spinacia oleracea (spinach), 1530 nucleotides long. Its product is annotated as serine/threonine-protein kinase AFC3. NCBI's taxonomy places the organism in Eukaryota, Viridiplantae, Streptophyta, Magnoliopsida, Caryophyllales, Amaranthaceae. Gene Ontology annotation, cellular component: nucleus. Gene Ontology annotation, biological process: protein phosphorylation. The coding region runs from base 91 to 1281 and encodes 396 amino acids. The record is from RefSeq and is a predicted model, not a curated record. The transcript has 12 exons. Gene Ontology annotation, molecular function: protein serine/threonine kinase activity; ATP binding.
AGGAACUCGAACUCCUCAGUAAUCAGAAAUGGAAUAGCAUUUGAGCUUUUGCCACAGGGAGAGAAAGAGAGAAAAUAUCAGAAAGAUAUUAUGGCGACGGUGGAAACGGAGACGAGGCAACCAAGAAAACGACGCCGUAUAGUCUGGGAUGUCGCCCCUUCUGACAUUAUUCAGGAAUUUCAGCCAAUUUCGGAAAAAGAUGUAGUGGAGAGAUAUGUUACGCCUCCAACGAGAAAAGAUGAUCGUGAAGGGCAUUAUGUUUUCUCUAUUGGCGAGAAUUUGACUCCAAGAUAUAAAAUUCUAAGCAAGAUGGGUGAAGGCACAUUUGGACGAGUUUUGGAAUGUCUGGACAAUCAAACACAGGAGCAUGUCGCAAUCAAAGUAGUUCGAAGUAAUUCCAGAUAUCGUGGUGCUGCAAUGAUUGAAAUUGAUGUGCUUCGUCAUCUUGCAGAGCAUGAUAAAGUUGGAUCUCAUUGUGUUGAAAUAAGGAGUUGGUUCGACUACCGUAAUCACGUCUGUAUUGUGUUUGAGAAGCUUGGACCAAGUUUAUAUGAUAUCUUAAAGAGAAAUAAACAUCGCCCUUUCCCUGUGGACCUUGUGCGGGAAUUCGGACGUCAGCUUUUGGAAUCUGUAGCAUAUAUGCAUGAGUUGCACUAUAUCCACACAGACCUGAAGCCAGAAAACAUACUUCUAGUAUCUUCUGAGUGUGUGAAGAUACCCAGCUGGGAGAAGAUGUCUGCAGGCGAAAUGCAUUUUAGCUGUUUGCCAGAGUCAAGUGACAUUAAGCUUAUUGAUUUUGGUAGUACUGUAUAUGAUAAUCCAAAUCACAUCUCCACUGUAUCCACCAGGCACUACAGAGCACCUGAAGUUAUCCUAGGUCUAGGUUGGAGCUAUCCAUGUGAUAUAUGGGGUGUUGGUUGUAUACUUGUUGAACUUUGCUCUGGCAAAGCACUUUUCCAAACUCAUGAAAACCUUGAGCAUCUUGCAAUGAUGGAGAGGGUUUUAUAUCCUUUUCCGCAACAUAUGAUUCAGAAAGCCACCAGAGGUGCUGAAAUAUAUUUUAGACAAGGCUCUCGUCUUAACUGGCCUGAAGGAGCAGUAUCAAGAGAGAGCACUAAAGCUGUGCAGAAGCUUGAGCGCGUAAAGGACCUCAUUUCUAGACAUGUAAACAAAUCAAAUUCCUGCGUCUUCAUUGACCUGCUGUACAAGUUGUUGAGAUUUGAUCCAUCAGAGCGGCUUACAGCUAAAGCAGCGCUAAACCAUCCGUUCUUUAAAGCUUGAACUCUAAAAGAAGGGUUUUUUAUAGAAACUGUAUGGUCCUCAUGUUGUGAGGAUUCCCUAAUAAGAAAAAAUUGUCAAGUCUGAUUCAAGAAUAGUGUUCGUAGUUUUAUUUAUUUAUUUUUUUUUUUUUUUUUCAUUUUUAAAAUAUAAAUACGUUUGUAUAGUUAAGUGCAACAGUUGUGAAUAUAGUACUGGUGAGACGAAAUUAAAGUAUCUCAUCUAUCGAUCUAUGUGGAGAUUCCUACUUUA